Malania oleifera is the source of this 2781-nucleotide messenger RNA. Its product is annotated as E3 ubiquitin-protein ligase ORTHRUS 2-like. The coding region runs from base 268 to 2547 and encodes 759 amino acids. Gene Ontology annotation, biological process: negative regulation of gene expression via chromosomal CpG island methylation; protein ubiquitination. The record is from RefSeq and is a predicted model, not a curated record. NCBI's taxonomy places the organism in Eukaryota, Viridiplantae, Streptophyta, Magnoliopsida, Santalales, Ximeniaceae. Gene Ontology annotation, molecular function: metal ion binding; ubiquitin protein ligase activity. The transcript has 9 exons.
AGAGGUAGCGUUUACUUUCGGUUGACUCCCGCUUUCUUACACCACUCCCUGCGCCACUUCCCUGCACUCGCCUCCACCCGAUCCCUCCCGAAAUUUCAAAACCCACUCCAGCCCAUUUCAAAACCCGCCGUCUCUCUCCCAACUCUCCACUCUAUAAGUCUCGCAAUCGCCAAUUCGUCUUCCCUGCAACAACCAAACCCUAUACUCUCGCUCCCUCUCCCUACGGUUGUAUCCGCGUCAGCGCAUCGUCGCGUUCUUUCACCCUCAAUGGCGCACGUUAGCCAGCUUCCUUGCGACGGUGACGGUGUCUGCAUGCUCUGCCGGAACAAGCCCUCCGACGAAGAGCUUCUCACCUGCAAAACGUGCGUCACCCCCUGGCAUGUCGCCUGCCUUCCCGUCCCUCCCCCCACCCUCGCCUCCACCCUGCAGUGGGACUGCCCCGACUGUUCCGAGCCAUCCGCCGCCGCUCCCGCCCCCGCUGUCCUCAUCGCCGCCGACUCUUCCGAAUCCGGCGAACUCCUCGCCGCCAUUCGAGCCAUCGAAGCCGACGCCUCGCUCACGGAACGACAGAAGGCCGCGAAGCGUCAGCAGCUCCUCAGCGGACGCGCCGGAUCGGGCGAUCUCGACGGAGCCGACACCGAGAACAAGCAGAAGGCCAUUUCAGGCAGCGAUGUUCUCGAUCUUCUCGAUGGAAGCUUGAAUUGCGCCUUUUGCAUGCAGUUGCCCGAUAGACCUGUUACGACACCAUGUGGCCACAAUUUUUGCUUAAAAUGUUUUCAAAAAUGGGUUGGUCAAGGGAAAGACACUUGUGCAAAGUGCCGCCAAACUAUUCCCCGCAGAAUGGCAAGUCAGCCUCGGAUCAACUCUACGCUUGUUGCGGCGAUUAGAAUGGCAAAGAUGUCAAAGUCAACUGUUACUACUGGGUCCGCAAAAGUUUAUUACUUUAUGCAUAACCAAAAUCGACCUGACAAGGCAUUUACCACGGAACGAGCAAAAAAGGCUGGUAAGGCCAAUGCUGCAAGUGGAAAAAUAUUUGUCACCAUUCCACGUGACUAUUUUGGUCCAAUCAGUGCUGAAAAUGAUCCAGUGAGACGCCAGGGCGUGUUGGUUGGUGAAUGUUGGGAGGAUCGCAUGGAAUGCCGUCAAUGGGGUGUUCACUUUCCACAUGUAGCUGGGAUUGGUGGACAACAGAGAUGUGGUGCUCAGUCGGUGGCACUUUCUGGAGGUUAUGAAGAUGAUGAGGAUCACGGGGAGUGGUUCCUCUACACAGGAAGUGGCGGAAGAGAUCUAAGCGGGAAUAAACGAACAAACAAGGCACAGUCAUUUGAUCAGAAGUUUGAUUCGUACAACGAGGCUCUGAGAGUUAGUUGCCGAAAAGGUUACCCGGUGCGAGUUGUAAGGUCUCAUAAAGAGAAGCGUUCUUCUUAUGCCCCAGUAAAGGGGGUGCGAUAUGAUGGAAUUUAUAGGAUUGAGAAGUGCUGGAGAAAAGUUGGGAAACAAGGUUAUUUGGUUUGUCGAUAUCUGUUUGUUCGGUGUGAUAAUGAUCCAGCUCCGUGGACAAGUGAUGAGCUGGGGGACCGGCCUAGACCCUUGCCAGUCAUUGGUGAGCUAAAGCGCGCGACUGAUCUUACAGAGAGGAAGGAAAGUCCAUCGUGGGACUAUGAUGAAGAAGAAGCUUGCUGGAAGUGGAAAAAACCUGCGCCACUUAGCAGGAUUCCCGUUGAUGCUAAAGAUCCAGCGGGCAGAAAGAGGUCACGGGAAGCUACAAGGCGAACUCAAAAUAUGAUUGCAAAGCAAAAACUCCUCAAAGAGUUCAGCUGCUUAAUAUGUUGCAAAGUGAUGACUCUCCCAAUAACAACCCCUUGUGCUCACAAUUUUUGCAAGCCUUGUUUGGAAGGUGCAUUUGCUGGGCAAACUUUUGUGAGAGAGAGGAACAAAGGUGGACGCUCUCUCCGGGCACGAAAGAAUGUUAUGAAAUGUCCUUCAUGUCCAGCAGACAUUUCUGAUUUCCUUCAAAACCCUCAGGUGAACAGAGAAUUGAUGGAUGUGAUAGAAUCACUCCAACGCAAGAUGGAAGAGAAUGAGGAAGCUAGUGAGGAAACCAGCAAAGAAGAAAGUGACAACUCGAAAGCAAAAUCUGAUGUUCCAUCCGGAGAUUCUUCUGAGGAGACCAGCCAAGAAACAACUGAUGCUGCAACAGAAAAACUUGAUGUUGCCUCUGGUGUUACUUCUGGGUUGCCAAAUCCACCGAAGGGGUGCAAACCUAAAAGGUCUUACAAACGGCAAAAAGUUGAUCCCGGGAAUUGCUCAAUGAAGACUGAUAAUGAGAAGGAAAAUGAGAUUUCUGCUGUUAAGCUCAGUGGCAGUGAGAAUUUGCAAGCUAAUGCAGUCAAUGGUGGUGCGAAACGAUCUUCUAAGAGGAAAAACGUUGGUGGGAGUGAGUCAAGAACCAGGAGCAGGAAAACCCAAGCAGCAGCAGCAGUGGAUGAAGGAAAUGAUUCACCCUCAAGUCCUCUUCAUGUUCAAUCCGAUGGUGAUUUUGAAUGACUUGUUCCUUUGGUUUUUUAGUACUAUGUGUAUUAUGUAAUUUGGAUCGCACCUUGUGGUGAUCUUUGUCUGAAAACUAAUGUCUUUGCUGGGAUGUCCUGUUAUGAGAACUGUGUUGGGGAUAAGACUUUCAAAAUGGUAACUUUUUGGGCUAGUCCAACCUUGUACACAUUUUGUUUAUGGGGGAUGGUUAAAUAGGAAUUUAGAUAUUGAAUUUGAAAACAUUUUGAGCCA